This is a messenger RNA of Catharus ustulatus (Swainson's thrush), 1215 nucleotides long. RefSeq names its product arylacetamide deacetylase-like 4. The record is from RefSeq and is a predicted model, not a curated record. Lineage: Eukaryota; Metazoa; Chordata; Aves; Passeriformes; Turdidae. The transcript is spliced from 4 exons. The coding region runs from base 1 to 1215 and encodes 404 amino acids. Gene Ontology annotation, cellular component: membrane. Gene Ontology annotation, molecular function: carboxylic ester hydrolase activity.
AUGGGAAUUCUCCUGGCCAUUUUUCUCACUGUUUUGGCUGCUAUUGUGGCAAUUUCUUUCUAUUAUGAACACCCCAAAGGAGAAAUUCCUCAUGGAAUCAGUGAGCGCCAAAAGUUUUAUGUUCUUCAUUUCCUCAUGAACUUUGGGUUUGGUCUGGCAACAUUUUUGGACAAAGUAGGUAUCAUCUCAGAGGUCCAUCUCCUCAGGGUUAUAAUGGAAACAAUACCACCAUUAAAGGAUACACGUCUUCUUAUCAAGGACGUAAGGUUUGAAAGGGUUAAAGUGAGAAUUUACCAGCCCAAAGCAUCAAGCAACAGCCUGAGAAGGGGAAUGCUUUAUUUUCACGGAGGAGUUGGCCGGUUGGGAAGUAUCAGGGCCUACGAAAGGACGUGCCGCUAUUUCUGCAGGAAGACCAACUCAGUGGUGGUGUGUGUUGAGUAUCGUUUAGCUCCUGAGCACCCAUAUCCAGCCCAGUUUGAGGACUGUCUCACUGCUGCCAUCCACUUUCUGAGGACUGCACAAGACCAUGGAGUCGACCCUUCCCGUGUUGUCAUCUGUGGAGACAGCAGUGGAGGGACACUCACUGCUGCUGUCGCUCAAGCACUGGUGAACAGAAGGGAUCUCCCAAAGCUGAGGGCACAAAUCCUAAUAUAUCCUUUUCUGCAGAGUGUGGACUUUGAUCUGCCUUCUUAUCAGCAGAAUGCAAGAGUCCCCAUUUUGCUAAAGGAACGAACCCUUGUUCUUGGCUUGAAGUACAUUAAUCUGGACUUGGGCUUCAUUAAAGAACUAUUUAAAGGCUGCCAUGUUUCAGAACAGCAGAGACUGAAAUAUCAGAAAUGGGUGAGUCCUGACCACAUCCCUCAUGAGUUUAAAACAAGAGGUUACAAACCAAGUCCAAAAUCUCCACCCUCAGAAGAAAUCUGUGAAAUGGCCAAGCUCGUGUUUGACCCAGUUUUUUCCCCACUGCUGGCUGAAGACAGUGUUAUUGCUCAGCUUCCUGAGACUUUCCUUUUGACCUGUGAAUUUGAUGUGCUUAGAGAUGAUGGACUGCUGUACAAGAAACGAUUAGAGGACCAUGGUAUAAAAGUGACCUGGUGCCAUCUGGAAGAGGGGUUCCAUGGAACAGUGUUCUUAGCGGUUUUUGCGAGGUUGAUAAGAUUCCGCUCUGGAACUCAAGGUCUGGAAAAGAUAGUCAAUUUUCUAAGACUGAUGUAA